UUCCGGUAUUACCACCGUGUUUACGUGUUCUAGUAUUAUUCCCUAGGUUACGACAAAAAGUAAUGUCACAGAACGAUGUAUAUUAAAUUAUGGGAAACAGAGAUACAUAAUUAAGAGACAGAUUUCAGGUGUUAAGUAAUUCUAAAUCUCAUUUUAUAAAUCGGUGUGUCCAUGGAUUUAGACUUUGUCGAGGCUUGUGUUUCUCCAAAUUUUCCGAAGAAUUGGAGAAAAGGAAAAGAAUUGGGCUCUGGAGCAUUUGGUAAAGUGUUCCUUGUCAUAGAUGAUGACGAUCCUUCUGAUGAAAAGUUUGUUGUGAAGGAAGUAGAGAUUGAUAAAGUUUAUAAAGACAGAAACCAGGAAAUUAACGAAUUGAAAGCAUUGGUUCAAAUAAAACACAAAGGAAUAACGCCAUUUUACGGAUUUCAUCCUCUCAAAGACACUUUGCUAAUAUUUCUGCAGUAUCGGCAUUUGGGCUCAAUAGCAAAACGCAUUGAAAGAGACGGCUGUUUGCAAGAGGAAAUUGUAAGGAACUACACACGCCAGAUCCUGGAUGCUUUAAACUAUUUACACACUAGGAACCCUCCCAUCAUUCACAGAUAUAUUAAAGGAAGAAAUAUAUUGCUAGUAGAUGAAACCAACAUUGAAAUAACUGACUUUGGCAUCUCGAAGGUUUUAAGUAGCCAGACCAACGCAAGGUCUCAGGUUGGCACAAUAAAUUACAUGGCCCCAGAGAUAGUACUCGGGGAGAAGACAACUCCAUACAGCGUCAAAGCUGAUAUAUGGAGUGUCGGUUGCACAGUUGUUGAAAUGAUAACCAAGUACCCUCCAUUUCAUGGCAUGCGAGAUGAUGAAAUAUUUUCAGCGUUAAAAAAUGCCGAACCAUUGAACUACACUUUACCAAACGAUGCCUCUGGUGACCUGAAAAGUUUUCUUUCAAAAACAUUUCAAACUGAUAUACAACACAGACCAACAGCUCAACAGCUUCUGAGCGAGGAUCAGUUUCUAAAGCUUAAUUAA
Messenger RNA from Physella acuta, 1017 nucleotides. Its product is annotated as mitogen-activated protein kinase kinase kinase 2. The record is from RefSeq and is a predicted model, not a curated record. NCBI's taxonomy places the organism in Eukaryota, Metazoa, Mollusca, Gastropoda, Physidae. Gene Ontology annotation, biological process: protein phosphorylation. Gene Ontology annotation, molecular function: ATP binding; protein kinase activity.